GUCCAGCUCCGCGGAGCUCAGCCAGACCAGCGCGCGAGGCGAGUCGCCGCGGUGCGCAACGGGUUGCCGCGCUUGCCGCCCGUCCCUGCCGCACGGUGGUGUGUGUGUGCGUGAGCGUGUGUGCGUGUGCGCGCGGCCGUGCGAGUGCCCGAGGCCCCCGUUGAGCAGGUGGAGCGAGCCCCGCGCAGGAUGCCCAGGCCCGGGGGCGGGCUAGGGCGAGGUCCGUAGCGCCGCAGCAGGGCCCCCCGAGCCCUCCACCCCGCCAGCAUGCGUCUGCCCUGGGCCUCGGCCUUGGGCGCCCUCUGCAUCCUCGGGUGCACGGGCCUCGGCGCCGCCACCGAGUACCUAGGAUGCCUGUUCGACGCCAACCUCUGCGAUGCCAACGAGGAAUGCUUCGACGACCGCGUCCUCGGGAAGUGCUUCAACCCGCUCAAGCAGCGGCCCAGCGAGAUGAAGACGUACCGCUGGUUCAGCGCCGAGGACGUGGACAUCCUGCAGCAGUCGCUCGGCAUCAUGUUCGACCUGGGCUACUACUGGGACGACGACUACAUGCAGUGCGUCCUCGGCGUCCUCAUCGACAACAUUGAGACGCAGACCUACGGCCAUGACUACACGGCGUGCAGGAAGUUCCGCGGUUUGUCCUACGAGCGCCAGUACAACAACGAGGUCGGCAACGCUCGGAACGCGUACGCCCUGGACGACUCGGCGGGCGAGGCCACCAUCCGCUUCACUCCGCCCGACGGCGUGUACGCGGACGAGGUGUACUACCCGCAGGCCGGCAGCCAGCCGGACAAGCUGGAUCUGCUGACCAUGGCCAUCUCGGACGAGCUGCGGCAGCGCGGCCAGCUGCAGGGCGACGACAGGCCCAAGCCCAAGCCUAUGGACCUGCUCAACAACAAGCGGGCCGACUACCCGGCCGGCUGGAAGCAGAAGAAGAGCAACAAGGCUGGCACACGGGCCAUGCGUAAGUUGAUGAUGGACACCGUGAGCAUGGACGACGGUUCGCUGCCUUUCUUGGAGCGGCGCCAGGACGUGCGCAUGGCACUGCGGCCGGAGGAGGAGGAGGCGGAGGACUCGAGCCUCGCCGACCUGGCCAUGAUGUACAUGGCGGCGGAGGAGCGGCGCGCCGCCCUGGCGCAGGCCGAGGCCGAGGACGCCGCCGAGGCCGAGGCUGUCGCCGCCGGCCCCGGAUCCGGCCCUCUGCGCAUGUUCUCGGCCCACUACAACACGCCCACCUCGUUCCGCCAAGGGCUCGAGUACCGCGUGCCCGGCGACGGAUUCGACGGCGAGACCGGGAUGCUCCCCGUCGACGUGCCCCGGGUGGUGGAGGCCGGCGACGAGCCGCUGGUCCUGGAGGACGUGUGGGAGACGCAGGAGAGGCCCGCCGGCCCGUGGCCGGGGCCGUGGCCGCUCGAGCAGGGACCGCAGGGCCCCGGACCGCGCGGCUUCAGCAAGCUGUACAACACCCCGGACAUGUUCCGCGCCGGCCUCGAGACCAAGGACGUGGAGCCGGGCCUCGCCAGCCUCGUCGAGGAGCAGGAGGCCGAGCCUGAGGUGUGGAUGGACACCGACACCGAGCCCAGGGGAGUGGAGUACGAAAGCGUGCCCGGCGGGGCCGUGUUCAUCCGCCCCAACCGCCGCGGCUCGCCCGACGAGGAGGUCUCGCAGGGGCAGCCCGAGCAGGAGGAGCAGCUGGUGCAGCAGAGCGGCGCUCAGCAGCAGCCCCAGCAGCCGGCGCCGCAGCCGCCCCAGCCGCAGCCGGCGCCGCCGCAGCAGACCGCCGAGCGCGCCGAGGAGGCGGAGCAGGCCAUGAAGGAGUUCUCGCACAUGCUGGACGCGUUCGCGGCCGAGGGCAAGGAGGACAGCGUGCCGGACGAGAUCCAGGCCGAGGAGGACGAGGUGGACCGCGCCGAGACGGCGGCCGGCACGGGCGCCAGCAUGGGCCGCGCCUACACGGAGGGCGGGCUCGUCUUCCUGCCCGACCAGCAGACAGACCGACCCGAGACGCUGGACGGCCGCAGUUUGGACGCGCUGCUCAAGGAAUGGCGCGGCUUUGAGCGCCGCGAGCGGCUGGACGUCAAGAAGCCCGGCCCCAGCUACAACGUCAACAACUUCUUCUUCCAGCGGGAUCAUGAAGAGAAGCGAGCGGGCCGCAAGUCGGCGGUGGAGACCAACGAGAUAAAGGGGGAGCCGCGCUUCGAGGCCAUCCAUGCCUCGCCGCCGGUGUCCAUGCAGCACAAGAACUACCGGGACUCGCAGGACGGGGAGACGCUCCGAGACCCCAACGUGGUCAGCGUCAAGUUCAAGAGCGGGUUCCCGUCCUGGGCUCACGGUGACGCGCUCAUCAAUGUGCUCGCCACAACCCUAAACCAGAUGCCCUCGGCUUUCAGAAUGCGCCGCGUGACCGUCAACGAUGGAACAGUCUCCUUCAAGGUGGACCCGGCGACCUCCACGCUUACCGGGCCGCAGGUGGCGAGACAGAUAAUGCUGAACAAGGAGGAGAUCAAGAAGCGUGUGAAUGCGGACGUGGCGUCCGCCUUCGCUGGGAAGCCGGUGAGUAGGCCGAGUCCUCUGGUACAGAAGGCGGCCGCGCCCGAGGAGGGCUGGGAGGGCGACGCGCUGCUGCUCGGCAGCGUGGUGCUGGGCGUGACGCUCUCGGCCGCCGUCAUCUCGCUCGUCACGUACUACGCAGUGCGGCGGGUGCAGCUGUCGCGCGAGAAGCUGCGCGGCAUGGCGGCGCCCGACACGGAGGCCAGCAAGGACUACCAGGACCUGUGCCGCGCGCGCAUGGCCAAGAAGGCCGAGGCGGAGCAGGCGCGCGCGCAGCACGAGACGCACGUGGACGCGCGCCUGGCCAGCCUGUCGCGCGAGUCGGAGGGCUCCAACAACUCGCCCUCGUCGCGCUCCUCCACCUCGUCCUGGACCGAGGAGCCCGCCCUCACCAACAUGGACAUCUCGACGGGCCACAUGGUGCUGGCCUACAUGGAGGACCACCUCAAGAACAAGGACCGCCUGGAGCAGGAGUGGCAGGGGCUGUGCGCCUACGAGGCCGAGCCCUGCGAGACCACCGUCGCCGAGAAGCCGGAGAACCAGAAGAAGAACCGCUAUUACCCUCACGUGCUGCCCUACGACCACUCUCGCGUCGUGCUGAAUGAACUGGCCAACGCCACCGGCUCGGACUACAUCAACGCCUCCACCAUCACUGACCACGACCCCCGGAACCCGGCGUACCUGGCGACGCAGGGCCCGCUGCCGCACACGGCCGCCGACCUCUGGCAGCUGGUGUGGGAGCAGGGCAGCGUGGUCAUGGUGAUGCUGAGCAGGCUGACGGAGAACGGCACGGCCAUGUGCCACCGCUACUGGCCCGAGGAGGGGUCCGAGCUCUACCACAUCUACGAGGUGCACCUCGUCAGCGAACACAUCUGGUGCGACGACUACCUGGUGCGCAGCUUCUACCUCAAGAACCUCAAGACGGGCGAGACGCGCACCGUCACCCAGUUCCACUUCCUCUCCUGGCCCGACCAUGGCGUGCCCCCCAACACCAAGCCCCUCCUGGACUUCCGCAGGAAAGUGAACAAGUCUUACCGCGGCCGCUCCUGCCCCAUCGUCGUGCACUGCAGUGACGGCGCCGGCCGCACGGGCACCUACAGCCUCAUCGACAUGGUGUUGAACCGGAUGGCGAAGGGCGCCAAGGAGAUUGACAUCGCGGCCACGUUGGAGCACAUCCGAGACCAGCGCGCCAACAUGGUGGAGUCCAAGGAGCAGUUCGAGUUCUGCCUGCAGGCCGUUGCGGACGAGGUGCACGCCAUCCUCAAGGCGCUGCCGGCGCAGCCGACGCCCCCGGCCACCACCGUCGUGCCACCACCAACCUCGCCCGGCUCGGACAAGGAGAAGGAAAAGGAGAAGGAGAAGAAGGAUGAGAAGGCCAAGGAGCAGCCCAAGAAGAAAACAUAAGGUGAGCAAGCUGGCUCCGUCUCCCGGUAGCAUCCUACUACAGUGUCGAGGUGGCACAAUCCUGAUUAUGUUACUCUCAUCUCCAUCUCACUGAAUCGCUCUAGUCGUUGAAAUAGUCAGUCCUUCUGUACCAGAGAGCGCUUUACUACUGUUCCUUUAAAGCGUUGUCACUCUCGGUUUGUCUUUCUCUCUCUAUCACUUCUCUCUGAUGUUCUCCCUGAAAAAUGGGAUUUAAUUUUAUUAUGUAUCACUAUUAUAAAUACAGUGUGGUUUUGAUUUGUGUGAACCAUAGAUUACGCAUGCAGGAUUCCUGAUUACUAAGGCUGCUUACAAGCAGGAUAUUUAUUCUAGAGGUAGGUUUGCCUACUCAUCUAGUCUACCAUUUCUAGAGACAACUGACUUUCCAUUUUGUUGUCGUGAGUAAGCAUACCCCCUAUGUGUUUAAUAUGAAUAUAAGCUUAUAAAGACCUAGAGCUAACAUCUCCUUCUUGAAAGCACUUUUAGUAAGUUCUGUUAUAGAAAGUCACGAGGAGCUGUAGCAUAGUUAAAUUAGCGAUUUUAGAAGGGAGAAGUCAUACAACAGAACAAAUGUUUUUUUAACUUGGAUUAGUUAUGCUGUAUUUUUUUCUAUCUAUUCUUUUUUGUUCCUGUGAAAGCCAAAUUUCAUAGU
This is a messenger RNA of Frankliniella occidentalis (western flower thrips), 4624 nucleotides long. RefSeq names its product receptor-type tyrosine-protein phosphatase N2 (gene IA-2). Bases 268 to 3954 code for a protein of 1228 amino acids. Gene Ontology annotation, molecular function: protein tyrosine phosphatase activity. Gene Ontology annotation, biological process: protein dephosphorylation. Gene Ontology annotation, cellular component: secretory granule. NCBI's taxonomy places the organism in Eukaryota, Metazoa, Arthropoda, Insecta, Thysanoptera, Thripidae. The record is from RefSeq and is a predicted model, not a curated record. The transcript has 21 exons.